AGUAAAAUUUUACCGACUCGGCUAGAAGCUUCUUAACAUCGCCAUUUUGUAAUAGUGUUUGAACAUUGAAGAUGCUGUUUGUUUCGACAUUUUGUGAGAACUGAGAAUUGGUUUUACCUCUAUUUUGUACCUGAAAAAUGACACAGUUUCUGCCACCUAAUCUAUUAGCACUUUUUGCUCCGCGGGAUCCUAUACCUUAUUUACCACCCGUUAGCAAGCUUCCACACGAGAAGAAAAAUGGAGGCUAUAUCGGCGUUGGAGGUUUUCUUAAAUAUUUUGAGGAUCCCAAAGAUACACCACCACCAGUACGUGUGGAAACAAGAGAAGAACGUCUUGAACGAAGAAGAAGAGAACGCGCAGAACAAGUGGCAUAUAAAUUAGAACAAGAAAUUGCAGUAUGGGAUCCUGCUGGUAUUCCAAAUGUAACAGCAGAUCCUUUUAAAACUCUUUUUGUAGCUCGAAUAAACUAUGAUACAUCUGAAUCCAAACUUAGAAGGGAAUUUGAAGUAUACGGUCCAGUAAAAAAGAUAGUGGUAAUUCACAAUACAAUAAAUGGCAAACCUAGGGGAUAUGCUUUCAUUGAGUAUGAGCACGAAAGAGAUAUGCACUCUGCUUAUAAGCAUGCGGAUGGUAAGAAAAUAGAUGGUCGGAGAGUAUUGGUUGACGUGGAACGAGCUAGGACGGUGAAAGGAUGGUUACCGCGAAGGCUUGGCGGUGGACUUGGUGGUACUCGAAGAGGUGGACCCGAUGUUAACAUUAAACAUUCUGGUCGAGAAGAUAACGAAAGAGAACGAGAACGAUAUCGUUUGGAACGAGAGAGGGAGAAUUCUGGACGCCUUGAUAGAGACAGAGAUCGUGAUCGUUUGGACAGGGAACGUAGAAGAUCGCGAGAUCGUAAAAGAAGAACAAGAAGUAGAUCGCGUGAUCGAAAACGUAGACGAAGUCGCGAUCGUUUACCCGAUCCAGACAUUGAAGAGAUUCAGAGAGACGAACGGCCCCGGGAUAGGAGAGAUCGUGAUCGUGAACGUGAUCGUGAACGGGAUCGUAAGAGGAGACGUUCUAGAAGUACCGAUCGUGAUCGUGACAGAGACCGUAAGAGAGACAAGCGUGAUCGUGAUCGUGAACGUAGAGAUCGAAAAGAUCGGGGUGAUCGUCAAGAGGAAGAUACAAAAGAAAUCCGAAUUAAAGAGGAACCUUUGGAUGAUUACCCUGAUUAUAGCAAUACUUUCUCAACGUCUGGAUCUUACUUUACCGCUGUAAAAUACGAAGAUGAUAAUGAUCAAGAAGUAGAAGAGAAGUAUAGAAUUCCAGAAGGUCGUCCAGAUCCCCCUCCCUAUAAUAAUUAUGACUCCGUACAAGAUUAUUGAUCUCGAUAAAAUAUCUCUUGUAUUGUUCUUUUUCGUUACCACACACGUCAUGAUGAAUUAAUGCAAUUGCCAAUAAUGUAUUGUAUUUCCUAUUGUUAUUAGUGUAAUAUCGAAACUCAUCACAUUUGAGUAUUUAGUUUCUGUAUACUUUACAGCGACCAGAUACUCAAGUAAGGAUAUUGCAAGGUAAGCAGAUUUGGACUUCUGAUUUAUAUGCAGUUAUUUCUUAAUACUUUGUUAAUUCGAAAUUUUCUAUAUUUAUGGUUGGUAUGAAGGUAAUUUGUGUAAAUGAAUUUAGGCGAAUUAAAUGUCAGAAUUACAUUUAAAAAUUUCAAUUAUUGUAGCAGUUUGUGUGACACCUCGCAAUAUGGACGUGACAGAUCCAUAAAUAUUCAAACUUUAUUACAACUAUUAUGAUUUCAAUAUUCUCUAUAUGUGUACAUAAAUAUAUAUGAAACGUAAUAACGUAAAAUUAGUUCUUUCAUGAUUGCUGCAUGUAUAUUUAUAUAUGCAAAUAAAAUAAAUUACAUACUUAAUUUUAUUAACUAUCCCAAUAUCUUUUUAGAAAUUAUUAUGUGUAUGGAAAAUUGAAAAAGUAAGUGUUUAAAUAAAGAUAAUUUGUAUACUUUAUUUUAACAUUCAUAUGAAUAAUUAAUCAAAUUGUAUCGCAUUAUUAUUUUUUAAAAAAUUCAAAAGAUCAAUGUUUAUAAGAGUUUAUGAAAGAAAAGAAUGAUGCUUGUAUUAAUGUAACUAUAUGCAUAUAUCGUACGUUGCGGUAUUGAACGAGAGUUAUUUUUUGUUAUACGUAACGUAAAUGGUCGGCUCAUCGCGUUAACUGGACCAAAUCAUUCCGGUCUCUUACCUGUGAUAUCGAUAGCGGGAUUAAAAAUAGUGGAAACUUCCAAGAAAAUCAAUUGCAACUUUAAAUAAAUUUGUUUAGAAUAAUUGAUAAUAAUUUAAAAUAUUUUAUUAUGUGAAAUAUGAAAUUAUUAUGUUUUUUUUUUCAAUUAAUUGUACAAUUUUAUAAAUAACUAAACAAAAUUAUAUCGUUUUUCAAUUUAACAUUCAUUGGAAAAAAUAAAUAAAAAAUAAUUGAUGAA
This is a messenger RNA of Apis cerana (Asiatic honeybee), 2467 nucleotides long. It is a transcript of the gene snRNP-U1-70K, whose product is annotated as small ribonucleoprotein particle U1 subunit 70K. NCBI's taxonomy places the organism in Eukaryota, Metazoa, Arthropoda, Insecta, Hymenoptera, Apidae. The record is from RefSeq and is a predicted model, not a curated record. Gene Ontology annotation, cellular component: U2-type prespliceosome; precatalytic spliceosome; U1 snRNP. Gene Ontology annotation, biological process: mRNA splicing, via spliceosome. Gene Ontology annotation, molecular function: U1 snRNA binding; mRNA binding.